AUGAAGAAGACGUUACUCUUGGUUUUCAUCCACGGGUUCAAGGGGGGUGACGACACCUUCGGCGACAAGGACGGCUUCACGGAGCAACUCCGCGCAGACCUCGCCGCCGCGCUGCCCAAGAUCAAUGUCAAUGUCAUGGUGUACCCCAAGUACGAGACGCGCGGCGACUUGGGAGAUUGCGUGAGCCGGUUCCGUGACUGGCUCCUGGAAAAGGUCAUCGACCUCGAGGUCGCCAACGGCACGCCCUCGCCCACCAUCGACCCCUCGGUGCGCAUAGUGCUGGCCGGCCACUCCAUGGGCGGCAUCGUCGCCGCCGAGACCGUCAUCGGGCUCACCUCGGACAAGCCCAUUUAUUCGGAAGACGGGGUCGAGAAGAAGGCCGCCGACGACCCGUCGAUGCCCGCCUUCAACACCCUCAUGUUCCCCUAUAUCCAGGGCGUCAUCGCCUUUGACACGCCCUACCUCGGCAUUUCGCCCGGCGUCGUCGCCCACGGCGCUGAGGGCCACUACAACGCCGCCAACGCCGCCCUGACGCAGCUCAGCGGGCUGGGGACGGCCCUCUGGGGCGCCAAGCAGCAGCGGCAGGCCGCCCGCGACAAGGCUCCCGUCGCCGCGCUGCCCGCACCGCCCACAAAUGCAUCCCAGCAGCAGCAGAGCGCGUGGGGGAAGUGGGGUAAGAUCGCCAUGGUGGCCGGCAGCGCGGCCGCCGUGGCGGCGAGCGCGGGCGCGGCGUACUACAACCGUGAGCAGAUCACCCAGGGCCUGUCGUGGGCGACGUCGCACCUCGAGUUUGUCGGGUGCCUGGCCAAGGGCGCCGAGCUGCAGAAGCGGGUGCAGUACAUGGUGCGGCUCAACCAGGAGCUCGACAUCGGCUUCGCGAACCUGUACACGCGGCUGGGCAAGGCCGCCGGGUCCAAGGAGGUGAGCGUCGUCGGGACGGUGCUGGGCAGGGACCGGACGUUCUGCAACCUACCCAAGAAGGGGGGCGCCGGGGUGUGGGAGGCCGCCGUGAACGAUGCCGCCACGGAGGAGACGCAGGCCCAUAUGAAUAUGUUCGAACCAAAGAUGAACCCGGGGUACGACAAGCUCAAGCAGGACGCGGCGAACCUGAUUGCGCAGUGGACGCGGAACGAGUGGUACGAGACGAGUGAGGAGGACAAGCUUGCGAUCAAGGAGGCGGGCGAGAGUGCUACUGCUUGA
Molecule: messenger RNA, 1200 nt
Organism: Colletotrichum navitas
Lineage: Eukaryota; Fungi; Ascomycota; Sordariomycetes; Glomerellales; Glomerellaceae
Exons: 4
Coding region: 1-1200 (399 amino acids)
Source: RefSeq, a predicted model, not a curated record